AUGAAUCGAUUUAGUACUCAAAAUACUCAAGGUACUCAGGACGAUGAGAAUUUUUCUUUUUUGGAAUAUUCCGGGGGAGAUACUCAAGCUUCGCAAUAUGAUUAUGACUUUUCACUUGAAUCUCAACAAACCAAUACUUUUCUCGACGGCUCGCAGUCUCAAUUCGUUGAGCCAGAUUUAUCCGGUGUAGGUGUUGACGAAUUAGACGCGUUCCAAGACCUUGCUAUUGUUGAAAGAGAAUUACCGGAACACUCAUGCAGGUAUUGCGGUAUACACGCAGUAAAUUCGGUAGCCAGAUGCGUGACCUGUAACAAAUGGUUUUGUAAUUCUCGCGGAAAUACCUCUGGUUCUCAUAUAAUCAAUCACCUUGUUCGGGCAAAACAUAAGGAAGUCGCUUUGCACCCGGAAUCGCCACUUGGCGAAACGACGUUGGAAUGCUAUAAUUGUGGCUGCAGGAACGUCUUUUUAUUAGGAUUUAUUCCGGCUAAGAGUGACACGGUUGUGGUAUUGCUUUGUCGGCAACCUUGUGCUGCAAUGCCUAGCAGUAAAGAUAUGAAUUGGGACACCUCUCAGUGGCUUCCUCUCAUUGAUGAUCGUUGCUUUCUUCCAUGGCUUGUUAAAGUACCUAGCGAACAAGAACAACUUCGAGCUCGUCAGAUCACUGCACAUCAAAUUAAUAAGCUCGAAGAAUUGUGGAAAGAUAAUACGGAAGCAACUCUUGAAGAUUUAGAAAAACCUGGUAUUGAUGAUGAAGCACUACCUGUUUUAUUGAGAUACGAAGAUGCCUAUCAAUAUCAAAAUAUUUUUGGACCUUUGGUAAAGAUGGAAGCUGAUUAUGACAAGAAAUUGAAGGAAUCUCAGACUCAGGACGAUAUUGUAGUACGAUGGGAUGUUGGGUUAAAUCAAAAGCGCAUUGCUUGGUUCUACUUACCAAAACUUGAAUCAGGGGAGGUUCGUUUGGCUGUCGGCGAUGAAUUGAGACUUCGUUAUCGUGGUGAAUUGCAUCCAUCAUGGGAGUGCGUCGGUCAUGUAAUAAAAAUACCAAACAAUGUAAGUGAUGAAGUUGGCUUGGAGUUGCGUCGUAGCGAUAAUACUCCAGUAGAAUGUACGCAUAAUUUUUCAGUAGAUUUUGUGUGGAAAUCCACUAGUUUUGAUAGAAUGCAAGCUGCAAUGAAAACAUUUGCUGUAGACGAAACCUCAGUUAGCGGUUAUAUCUAUCACAAGCUUUUAGGUCAUGAAGUAGACCCCCAAGUCCUGAGAACACAAAUGCCAAAAAGAUUUUCUGCUCCAAACUUGCCAGAAUUAAAUCAUUCACAAGUAUAUGCAGUAAAAAGCGUUUUGCAAAAACCUCUCAGUCUCAUUCAAGGUCCUCCCGGUACUGGUAAAACUGUUACUUCAGCCACCAUUGUUUAUCAUCUCGCCAAGAUGAAUCCUGGUCAAGUUUUAGUUUGCGCACCAUCAAAUGUUGCUGUAGAUCAGUUAACCGAAAAGAUACAUGCAACUGGACUCAAAGUAGUUCGUCUCACCGCAAAAUCUCGUGAGGCACUUGAUUCUCCUGUAUCGUUUCUCACAUUACAUGAACAAGUGCAAAAUAAUGAUACUCAUGUCGAACUGCAAAAAUUAAUACAGCUCAAGACAGAACAAGGAGAAUUGAGCAGUUCUGAUGAAAAAAAAUACAAGAUGUUGAAACGUGCAUGUGAAAGAGAAAUUUUGCAGAAUGCCGAUGUCAUUCUUUGUACAUGUGUGGGUGCUGGUGAUCCACGUUUAUCAAAAUUCAAAUUUCGCACCGUUUUAAUUGAUGAAGCUACACAGGCAACUGAACCUGAAUGUAUGAUACCGCUUGUGUUAGGAUGUAAACAAGCUGUUCUCGUCGGUGAUCAUCAACAGCUUGGCCCUGUAAUAAUGAAUAAAAAAGCUGCUAGAGCAGGAUUGUGUCAAUCACUUUUUGAACGCUUAGUUAUUUUGGGUAUAAGGCCUAUUCGACUACAAGUUCAAUAUCGUAUGCAUCCUUGUUUAUCAGAAUUUCCUAGCAACAUGUUCUAUGAAGGUUCUUUACAGAAUGGAGUUACUACUCAAGAUAGAUUGAGAAAACACGUGGAUUUUCCUUGGCCAGCCCCGGAGACUCCCAUGUUUUUCCAUUCAAAUCUAGGCCAAGAGGAAAUUUCAAGCAGUGGAACUUCCUAUCUGAAUCGUACGGAGGCUUCAAAUUGCGAGAAAGUUGUCACAAAGUUCUUAAAAUCAGGAAUUUUGCCGGCUCAAAUAGGAAUAAUUACUCCAUACGAAGGUCAAAGGAGUUAUGUUGUUAGUUAUAUGCAAUUUAAUGGCUCUUUAAGAAAGGAAUUAUAUAAAGAAAUCGAAGUAGCAAGUGUUGACGCUUUUCAAGGACGUGAAAAAGAUUAUAUAAUAUUGAGUUGUGUCCGAAGCAAUGAACAUCAAGGAAUAGGGUUUUUAAAUGAUCCUAGAAGAUUGAACGUUGCUUUAACUCGGGCACGUUAUGGUGUUGUAAUUUUAGGUAAUCCUAGGGUUCUAAGCAAGCACCCUUUAUGGCACCACCUUCUUGUACAUUAUAAAGAUAAAAAUUGCUUAGUGGAAGGUGCAUUAAAUAACUUAAAAAAGAGUAUGAUACAAUUUAGACCUCAUAGAACUUAUCGAAAGGAUGAAAAGUUUAGGCAAGGUUUAGUACACCAAGUUGAUGCGCGCGAAGCAUUUGCCAAAGCUCCUCUUGCUAGCGAAAAUCGUCGUGGUAGUCGUGCUUAUGACUCAGAUUUCAUGAGGACACAUGAUCCCGUUGGCUACAUUCCUUCUGAUAUGAACUCCAUUCCAUCAUCAUCUCAUUUCAGCAUUCCCUUACUUCCAACACCAAACGGACCAUUUACCCAAGAUUUAUCACAGAGUAGUGUUUCUAGCAGGAAAAACGCAAAACAACAAAAUUCUUCUUAUGGCGGGUAUACCAAUUCAAUUUCAUCUCAAGGUCCAUUAACUCAAAACGCAUAUAGUAGUCAAGGAUCUAUGAGCCUCGCACUAUCUCAGUCUGAUCGGCUUCGUAUGAUGGAGAACCCAACUUCUUUAAGCCACGGCUCCCUAAUGUCACAAGAUAGUUCGAUUGGAUAUUUGGACGAUUACAAAAGUCAAGGAAAUGAUACUAUUUUAAGUCAAGACUUCGAGAUUCGGUCUCAAACGGGAUGCUAG
This is a messenger RNA of Funneliformis mosseae, 3189 nucleotides long. Lineage: Eukaryota; Fungi; Glomeromycota; Glomeromycetes; Glomerales; Glomeraceae. The record is from the annotation of a GenBank genome assembly.